GACAUGCCCUCCCAAUCCUCGUGACUUCAUAAUUAGCGUCCUCCAUCCACUCUUAAAUUUUCCAGUGAUAUAUAAAUCCCAUUCCAAUCCCCCCACUGAUAAGCGCCAAAUCCUUCCCCUGUUUAAAAAUGGAUUUUACCUUCUUCCCAAUUCGAACCACAACCCUCCUGAUGCUGGCCUUCACAAUCCUCCCCAUCUUUGUCCACUCCUACACGGUGAUCGUCUCCGACUCCGGCGCGCCGUCCGCGUUGGUGGAUGCGCCGCAGGCGACGCAUUCCGCGAACGGCGACCGCGCGCGGACCGACCCCCGGGAGCAGGAGGCGGUGCGCGAGAUCAUGCGGGCCACCGGCAACGGCUGGGCGUCGGAGAUUCCCGACGUCUGCCGCGGCCGGUGGCACGGCAUCGAGUGCGUGCCAGACACGGGCGGCGCGCUCCACAUCGUCUCGCUGUCCUUCGGCGCGCUGUCCGACGACACGGCAUUCCCGACCUGCGACGGCGGGGGCGGCCGCCCGUUCAUCUCGCCCGCGGUCACCCGGCUCCCGCACCUCCGGACCCUGUUCUUCUACCGGUGUUUCGCCGGUAACCCCCAACCGAUCCCCCCGUUCCUGGGAGAGCUCGGGCCGAGUAUCCGAACCCUCGUCCUGAGGGAAAACGGGCACGUCGGGCCGAUUCCGAACGAGCUCGGGAACUUGACCCGGUUGAGAGUCCUUGAUCUCCACGGAAACACCCUCAACGGUUCAAUACCGGUUCACCUAAACCGACUUACCAGUUUGAAAUCGCUGGACCUGAGCGAGAAUAAGCUGACCGGUUCAAUUCCCAAUUUAACCUUCCCGCUCUUGCAAACUCUGGACCUAAACCAAAACCACCUCGUGGGCCCGAUCCCAACCAGAGUCACAAAGUGUCAAUCGUUGAUAAAACUCGAUUUGAGCCGGAACCGGUUGUCCGGACCGAUUCCGGAUUCAAUAGAUUCCCUCAAGAACAUAAUACUAAUGGACUUGAGCCACAACAAACUCACAUCUCCCCUUCCAAGCAAUCUCAAGAACCUCAAUUCUCUUCAAGCUCUGAUUCUUAGCGGGAACUCGAUGUCCUCUACGAUCCCAGAAUCCAUUUUCGACGGGUCAAACGAGUUGACCAUCCUAGCAAUGUCGAACAUGGAUCUCGUGGGACCCAUUCCUGAGUCGCUCGGGAAGUUGACCGGUCUCCGAGUGCUCCACCUGGACGGGAACCGACUGAGCGGUCCCGUCCCAGAGAGCCUCGGCGAGGCGAACAACCUCAACGAGCUAAGGCUAGAGAACAACGAGUUGAGUGGGAGGGUGCCAUUCAAGAGGGAAAUGGUGCUGAGGAUGAGGAGAAAAUUGAGGCUCUCCAACAACUCAGGAUUGUGUUAUGGUGACGAAAAUGCCCUCGGGGAUGGUGAUCUUGAGGCCAUUUCUGGGAUUGGGCAUUGUGGGAAGAAGAAGGAAAAGAAUGAGAUUGAAGUGGGGAGAAAAGUGGAAGAACAUAUGUGGGGAGGAUCAACAAAGUCAGAAGAAAGAAUGAGCUUAACAAUGAGAAGGCCUCAAUCUCAGCCACUGCUGAAACAGCCCAGAUCAACUUUCACGAAGAGAGGAAAAGCUUUGGGUUAUGAGUUCGUUGAAGAGGAAGACUGCUCCAGUGACAUUGCAGGGCCAAAGACUUGUAUGGCCAUUCAGAAACGCCUGCCCUACAAAAGAUGUGAAGAGUACUGUGGUGAUCAAUAUGGGCUAUGGAGGAAUGAACAGAUGAUGAGAGCAGGGAGACUAGAGAAACAGCUGAGGGCAAGAUGGUCAAUUGAGGAUCUGAUUGAUGAGCAGCUGAACCGUUUCCAGGCCCAAUACAAUCAGGCCCAGAUCUCUGUCAAGCUCAAAGACAUAGCCCAACUGUUGAUGCCCAAAUGGGCCGCACCCCGCGAGCUCGCUUCCCUCUAUUGGUUUGGGGAUUGGAGGCCCUCCACCAUACCGGGCCUCCUUCACUCUCUAGUCCAUGCCUCCUCCGCCUUCCCACCAACCCUCCGCAACUCCCGGCCCAUAAAGACCGUUUUGCCCCUGCUGAUCAACGAGCUCCGGGUGGAGGAGGCAGUCAUAGAUGGGGAGAUGGCCGAGAUACAGUCCAACUGUAUCUUCCAUCUCCCAUUUGGGCUUAUGAAGAAGAAGAAGGGGAAGGGGAAGAGCAAGAAUGGAGUGGCCUUGGCCUGUGUUUAUACUGAGUUCAGAAAGGUCCAUCAGGUCCUCAUCAAGGCCCAAAAUCUGAGGAUGAAAGCGAUCCAUAUGACUGUUAAGAAGGUGUUGGGCCCAACUGAUGCUGCAGAGUUCUUGGUUGCAUUUGCUAGAGUCCAGGAUCUGGUCCAUCAGGCUGCCAUGGCCCAGAAGCUGAAGUCCGGCCCAGCUUCUGUGGUUACCAAUACAAAGUUGUAGUAAUUGUUGGGUGUAUUGAAUUUACGUUUUUAACCUCAGGAAACAGCUAAUUCUGAACAUGAAGUGAAGCAUAUGUUACAUGUUUGCUUGGUCUUUUGUUGCCUUGAUAUGCUGAACCAUAUACUUGUAGUAUAAUACUGUACUAAAGAGUAUGGGCAGAUGAGUCAUUUCAUACAUUGAACUCAAAUGAGUAUGGAUUUACAUUGAAUCAUCUCAAUGUCUCAAUUUAGAAUAAACUUCUAAGUACAUG
Molecule: messenger RNA, 2682 nt
Organism: Cuscuta campestris
Lineage: Eukaryota; Viridiplantae; Streptophyta; Magnoliopsida; Solanales; Convolvulaceae
Source: the annotation of a GenBank genome assembly